Messenger RNA from Daphnia pulicaria, 2354 nucleotides. RefSeq names its product malate synthase, glyoxysomal-like. The coding region runs from base 266 to 1978 and encodes 570 amino acids. Gene Ontology annotation, cellular component: cytoplasm. The transcript is spliced from 12 exons. The record is from RefSeq and is a predicted model, not a curated record. Gene Ontology annotation, biological process: glyoxylate cycle. Gene Ontology annotation, molecular function: malate synthase activity. NCBI's taxonomy places the organism in Eukaryota, Metazoa, Arthropoda, Branchiopoda, Diplostraca, Daphniidae.
UGGAAUUGAAACCGUGCCAGUUAGCCAUUUGCUAGAAAGUUAGAAAAUGUUAUUUGGUUGCUGUUUUAAUAUAUACUGCUGGACAUGGCUGACCAAUCUGAAAAAUUGUCGAGUAAAAGUUGACGUUUCAACGCAAGAUGGAGUUUCGAAUUUCUCUAGCAGACGAUAACAUUAAACAAACACUUGUUGAGUCGUCAUAUCCGAAAGUUGAAAGAACUUGUCAAACAAAUUUUAAUAGAACGUUUCUCCUUUUUUUAUUGUCGACAUGCUGGGAACCAAAGCUGCUGCUACUUCAGCUGAUCGGCUGAAGGUUAUCCUCUCACACCUCCCCAAAAAACCAGGAAACAUCCCAUUCGACUUCUUGGGAAGUAAAAAGUCUUUUGAAAUAUCACCGGCCCCCAAAGGAUUAGAAAGUGCAAUCACACUUUUGUUCACAGAAGACUGCUUGGAGUUUCUGGUGAAACUAGUUGAAACCUUUGAUCAAAAGGCUGAUGAGGUGCUGCGUCAGCGCGUCUUGCGACGAUGCGCCGUGGAAAGCGGCAAACUGCCGGAAUUCGUUUCCAAAAGACCGAACAAAUCCAAGGGUUGGAAGAUAGAUUCCAUCCCACGCCGCUUGGUCAACAGAAAGUUAGACCUCGGUGACAUCAGUCCCUCCAGAACGGAUCUCCUCGUCAACGCCUUGAACGCAAAUGUUCAAGGCAUCCAGGUGGAUUUUGAUGAUGGCCAUUGCCCAUCAUGGCGAAAUCAGCUUCAAGGCCUUUACAACGUCUUCCUGGCUGUUAGAAAUCAACUGCCCGGAACACCAGCUCUGGACAAGGUACCUGUGAUGAUGCUGAGGCCUCGAGCUUGGAACAUGAUGGAGCACAACGUCAUGAUCAACGGUCGUGAAAUUCCCGGCCCUUUGCUGGACUUUGGAGUGCUCAUAUACCAUAACGGACGAAUAAUGGCCGAUCUGGAUUCCGGUCCCUUUUUCUACUUGUCCAAAGUCGAAAGUGCCAGCGAAGCCCGUCUAUGGGACCAGAUCUUCACGUGGGCGGAAAACCGAUUAGGACUGAAAUUUGGUACCAUCAAGAGUUGCGUCUUGAUAGAAAAUAUUUUAGCGACAUUCGAAAUGGAGUCUAUACUCUACGAAUUACGCCAUCAUUGCAUCGGAUUAAACUGCGGCAUUUGGGAUUAUUCAGCCUCCAUUAUUUCUUUGUUUGGUCGACGCCCCGAGUUUGUCAUAUCUGAUCGAGUCCGCUACGUCAACAUCGAUCAACUUUUUUUGAUUUCUUACAUCAAAUUAUUAAUCAAGGUGUGCCAUAAACGCGGGGCCUUGGCCACAGGUGGAAUGGCAGCUCUAGUUUUGGAUGGCGAUGAUUCCAACAAUCAAGAAAGUAUCAUCAGGCGUGUUUGUGAAAGUAAACUCAAAGAAAUACGUCUGGGAUUAGACGGUUUUAUGGUUCACGACCUCGGACUUGUCACGCAUAUCAAUAAGCUAUGGAAUGACAAUUGUCCCGCCGAUAACCAGUUGAAAGUCAAACUUGCACCGUUUAAAAAAAGUGCCGCCGAUUUGCUCAAAGUCCCGGUGGGCCAAGUUAGCCUGUCUGCCCUUGAACAUAAUAUCUCUGUGGCAACCCUUUUCAUUGAAGCCUGGUUGAGACAAUCGGGAACAUUCACAUUCCGUGGAGCUGUGGAAGACUCGGCCACAGCUGAGAUAUCUCGCUCGCAAGUUUGGCAGUGGAUUUUCCACCGGGUUCUCCUAGAAGAUGUGGAGGGGACCCGUGUUUCUCGUCAGCUCGUCUUCGAUCUAGUCGACUCGUUUGCUCAACAACUUUCCGCCUCUUUCAACCAAGUAGACAACGAUCGUCUUUUGGUUGCCGUCAAGAUAUUUAAAGAGUUGGUGACUGCCCGAGAUCCACCAAUUUUCAUCACCACUUAUUUAAAUAAUCACUCGUGCUUUUUGAACGCUUGUCGGCAGUCCAAUAACGGCCCUUAAGUGGCGAUUAAAGAAAAUUAUACAUGCAGAUGAGCUUUACGGGACCAUCUGACGCUUUGGUGAUAGGGAAAAGUGCGUACGUCAGACGUAGCCUUGAUUAGUGUUCAACUUACGAGAUGAAGUAGAACGUGGAUUAUUAUGUCGACGUUCUUCACGCUUAACAGUUACAUAUGACUUGAUUGUACCGGCACUUUCUUUCCAGCUGUUUUGCGGUUAGGGCUUCCCCUUUCUCAUCGUUGCCAUAUUAAAAAAAUAUAGUACUAUAUACUCAUGGUUGUGUCGUUAGCAGUUACUAACAUCUUUUUAGUGGGUUUUUCUUUCUUUUUUGUUGUUGUUGGUAAAUACUAUAAUAAUACAUAUACAUUAUAUUAUUGUA